This is a messenger RNA of Setaria italica (foxtail millet), 1648 nucleotides long. RefSeq lists its product as uncharacterized. Gene Ontology annotation, molecular function: protein binding. The transcript has 2 exons. The record is from RefSeq and is a predicted model, not a curated record. Bases 126 to 1307 code for a protein of 393 amino acids. Lineage: Eukaryota; Viridiplantae; Streptophyta; Magnoliopsida; Poales; Poaceae.
GCUCAGCUCUCUGCCUACCACCCCAGCUCUGCCGGCGGCCGCCCCCAUCCCCGCCUCUGCCGGAACAGAAGCAGCAGGAGCGCGAUUCCUCCGCCGCGGGUCGCAGUUUCCGGUUGGCUGCACCCAUGGAGGAGGCGCCGCCCCGCGGGCCACCGGUGUCGUGGUCGGACAUCCCGGUGGAUCUCGCCAGCCUCGUCCUCGGCCGCCUGCCUGCGCACGUCGACCGCGUCCGGUUCGCCGCCGUGUGCCCUCAGUGGCGCGCGGCCGCGCUGCAGGGGGGCGUGCCCCCGUCGAUGCCGAUGCUCCUGCUCCCAGACGCCACCGUGUACAGCCUCCCCGGAAGCGAGCCGUUCCGCUUCCCUGGCUGCGUGGGCUACACGGAUGCUUGUGGCACUGGCAACUGGUUGGUGUUCUCAGGCGAGGACGGCUGCUUCCUGAGGGAUCCUUUCUCCAACACCACUGUGACGCUUCCGGCUCUGUCCCGCGCUCGACUCCUGCAGGUGGGUGAUGAGUCCGGUGACGAGGCAGGGCAUGCGUGGAUGGAAAUGGGCGAAGAAAGGGAGCUAGAUGCGCACAGAAUUAUGUUAUGUUCGCCUCACCUCAUCGCAGCGAUAUUCAAUUUCAGGAGAGAGGGGAUCACUCGGAUUGCAGUUUGCCAGCCAGGGGCGUCCUCCUGGUGGACCAUACUUGUCAGUAGUCCUCUGUUUGUUGACAUUGUGUUCCAUAAAGGAAAGCUCUAUGCCCUUAACUGCAUGGAUUCACUUUUUGCUGUUGACAUCAGUGUAGACCACAGCACGGGCGAUCCAUGGGUUUCUCAAAUCCAACAAGUAAUCGGUGACCUUCACACUUGCCACAUGAUAUUCUUACCUGAGGGAGUCCUAAUUCUGAGGGUGAACUACCUAGUUGAAUCUCGUGGUGCGUUGCUGUUGGUGUGCCGAGAGAUGGACCUCCGGUUGGAAGCAGGAAACUGGGAUAAAAUUGAAGUUCUUGAAGCUGAAGAGACUAGGUUUGAGGUGUAUGAGGCCAAUUUUGGCCAGUCACGGUGGGCCAUGGUGACAACACUAGGGGAUGACCAGGUGCUGUUUCUAUGUCAACGGUUCGGCAGAUCUGUAAAUGUUUCUCAUAAUGAGAUGCCAGGGGAUCGCAUCUUCUUCAUAGACAAUGACGAGGGGUUUUCCUCCGUUUACAACAAGGGGGCCUCUAGUUCUUGCAGUGUCUACGACAUGACAGACGGCAAGGUGUCCUCCCCUCUGCCAAUGGUGUCGUGGAAGCCCGGCGCGGUGUUUGCCACAUGGCUCUUACCCUAAGGGCUGAACCGCUGAAGUGAUCUGUCACGGUGCUAACUGAAUGCAUUGACCGGUUCGUAUCUGGUCUUCGUAUAGUGCUAUCUGGUAUAAUGGAAGCUGCUAAGCGUCAGUACUUGUCUGAUCGUAGUAUGGUGGUCUACUGGUGCCUGUGAUGAUGACUACAGAUUAAUCAUGUUAUGCUCAAUUUGUAAACACCUGAUGAACCUUGAGGUAGCAUGCUAUCUGCUGUUAUGAACCUUUUCUGCGAGCUUGUCAUUGUAAGGUUGUCUCUAGUCGGGUAGGUUGCAAGCUUGUUUGUUGAUCUUACCGUUGUUAUCGGUUUAUACAUUUCUUAUUAUGAA